Messenger RNA from Chinchilla lanigera (long-tailed chinchilla), 4104 nucleotides. RefSeq names its product secreted frizzled-related protein 1 (gene Sfrp1). Gene Ontology annotation, biological process: non-canonical Wnt signaling pathway; canonical Wnt signaling pathway; negative regulation of canonical Wnt signaling pathway. The transcript has 3 exons. The record is from RefSeq and is a predicted model, not a curated record. Bases 100 to 1023 code for a protein of 307 amino acids. NCBI's taxonomy places the organism in Eukaryota, Metazoa, Chordata, Mammalia, Rodentia, Chinchillidae. Gene Ontology annotation, molecular function: Wnt-protein binding.
GAGCGCGAGGCCGCAGCCGGGCCGGGCUGGGCACGUCGUCUUUGUCCCGGAGCCUCCUGCAAGUCCGCGGCGGGACGCGCGCGCCCCGACGUCGCCGGCAUGAGCAGCGGGCGUGGCGCGGGGGGCGCGCUGCUGGCCCUGGCCGCGGGGCUGCUGGCCGCGAGCUUGGCCAGCGAGUACGACUACGUGAGCUUCCAGUCGGACAUCGGCGCGUACCAGAGCGGGCGCUUCUACACCAAGCCGCCGCAGUGCGUGGACAUCCCGGCGGACCUGCGGCUGUGCCACAACGUGGGCUACAAGAGGAUGGUGCUGCCCAACCUGCUGGAGCACGAGACCAUGGCCGAAGUGAAGCAGCAGGCCAGCAGCUGGGUGCCCCUGCUCAACAAGAACUGCCACAUGGGCACGCAGGUCUUCCUGUGCGCGCUCUUCGCGCCCGUGUGCCUCGACCGGCCCAUCUACCCAUGCCGCUGGCUCUGCGAGGCCGUGCGCGACUCCUGCGAGCCCGUCAUGCAGUUCUUCGGCUUCUACUGGCCCGAGAUGCUCAAGUGCGACAAGUUCCCCGAGGGAGACGUCUGCAUCGCCAUGAGCCCGCCCAAUGCCACCGAAGCCUCGAAACCCCAAGGAACAACUGUGUGUCCUCCGUGUGACAACGAAUUGAAAUCUGAGGCCAUUAUUGAACAUCUCUGUGCAAGCGAGUUUGCCCUGAGGAUGAAAAUAAAAGAAGUGAAAAAAGAAAAUGGUGACAAGAAGAUUGUCCCUAAGAAGAAGAAGCCCCUGAAGUUGGGACCCAUCAAAAAGAAGGACCUGAAGAGGUUGGUGCUAUUCCUGAAGAACGGGGCCGACUGCCCAUGCCACCAGCUGGAUAACCUGAGUCCCCACUUCCUCAUCAUGGGCCGGAAGGUGAAGGGCCAGUAUCUGCUCACAGCUAUUCACAAGUGGGACAAGAAGAACAAAGAGUUCAAAAACUUCAUGAAGAAGAUGAAGAACCAUGAGUGCCCCACUUUUCAGUCAGUUUUUAAGUGAUUCCCAGGAGUGGGCGGGUAGGGAGCAGUGUGGGUGGGGCGAGGGGGGUAGCCCGUGGUCACACACACUGCUCCUGCUGGUGCAGUGGGUGUGGGCACUGUAAUCAGCUGGUUUUGUUCUCACAGCUUUCCCACCCCAGCCCCUUCCUCCCAUCUCACCCCCACCCCCACCCCAGUAUAGUCAGGUCAGGUAAGGAAGGCCACUUGAUUUAGGAAGGUUUUGGACAGCGGCAGCAGGGCAUGGCGGGCACAGUGCAAAGAGGGGCAGAGCCAUUGCCCCCAGAGAUGCAGUCACUAAAAGACAAAGUUUCUGGAGAAGUCCCAUUCUCAGAAAAGAGGGCUUGGGCAUCACAAACUAAGUUCCACAUCAUCUCAGUGUUGCUGCAAAUUGCUUGUGGAUCUGUUGGCUCACUUGUGCCUUUGGAACUAGCACGUUCUAACUAUUGGUGAAUCCUGUCACUUUCAGUUUCAGAGUAAUUUCUCUUUCUGUCUGUGUUAGAUAGGAACAGACGCACCCAUGCUUAUUUAGAUCAGUUCAGAAAGUAACAGGUGCAGGGAUUUGGAGCGCACACGCAGCAGGAGGUCACUGCCUGCUGAGCCCUCAGGCCCCAUGCGUGGGUCAUGGUGGCUCCUGUCAGCCCUGUGUGUGACCUCCCUGCAGAUACUUAAAGGGCUGCAAAGAAGGAGGAACACAGAGGGCAGGAGGGACAGGAGCACUUUCAGGAUGAGGAAGCAAUGGUUAGUAGUUUUCCAAAGACAGUUAGAAAACAAAAAAGAAUCUUAAAAAAUUAGAACAGUGGAGCAAAUUAUUAGCUGGGAUGAAUUGUGAAAUUGGGUGAAGAGCUUUGUAUUCUAAUUGCAUUUGUUUAUUCAUUUCACAUUUUUAAAAGAACAACAGCAAGAUGAAAACCCACUUACUUCCCACGGUUUAAAAAAAGUCUGCUUUGAAUAUUUGAAGGGCAAACCAAAACCAAGGUCUCUUGAUCCACUUCUGGCUGCUCCUGUGGGGGACAGCCCUCCUGCCACCCUGGGCAUUUUUAGAGGAGGUGGAUUCAUCCAGCAGCACAGCACAGCUUGGACCUUCCUUUCUGAGGAGUGCUCAGGCGCCCUGGAGCUGGUAGCACUAGGACAAUUUCGCAGCGCUUCCCGUCUGUGGUUCCCUCUGAAGAAGCCAAUUCCUUUUAGCUUGGUUGCCCACAGAUUAGAGACUCAGAGUAUCCUGCCUGCCUGACCCCCUCCACUUUUUAGUUUUCCAUGUCUGCAGUGGGAAAAUGGACACAGGGGUCCUAUCCAAGAAGAGAGUUUGAAGGUAACUGUAUCUGUGGCUUUCCCAACUGCCUGCAGAUAUUCUGCAAAGCCAUUAUGCUUAAGAAGUAAUGUAAAUAAACAAGUUCUCUUAGACAACUUUGCUCCUUUUGUCCAAUAUAGAGGAAGUGUUCUAAAGAAUUAAUGUUAAUGUCUUCCAUCAAAGCCUGAUUUUUUAUUUUCUACCACAUCUCAAGGGCCUUAGCAAUUGUUCUCCUGGGGGAGUGUUGAGACCUCAUUCGGGUGUGGCAGUGAGGCUGUUAGGUAUCCCCCUGUGGCCCUGGACUUACACAGAAGUAAGGGAAGAUUCUGUUAACUUGAGAUAUUUGUCUGGAAAUCACACCGAUUUAGUUACCUAUCUGAGAGCUAUCCUGAUGUAAUUGACUGCUCACAGUUAGCAAUUCCAUCAUUUUAACACCUUUUUAGUCCUCUCAGACAUUUAAUUAUAAAGUAUUGGGGAUCCUCUAUGGCUUACCUGUUAUUUUAGAUGAUUUUAAAUGUGUAUAUGUAUUUAGUAAUUAGAUGUAUUCUACUUCCCUGCUGUCCAGCUGAGAUGCAGUCUCAUGACUUCAUAGGGUUGGGCCUUAGCUUUGGUCAGUUAAGUCAAGAGUUCAGUGCUGAUGCAUAUCGGCUAAUCUUAAGAAAAUGCAUUCUGCAGCAGGGCCCUCGUCUAUACAGCAGGGACCAGAAGAGAGGGUGUAGAGUAGCAGUUGUCACAGAAGGAGCGUGGGAACGGCUGGCCGUGCUGUGCAGCUCUUUGAGUGGGAAUCCUCAGCAGGAAGCAGCAGUUUCAGCAAGGGCCCCACGACUUUGGAAAUGAGAGUUACAGCUGCAGGUUUCAUCCCAGCCUCAGGGUCAUUGGCUAUUAAGUUUCACUGUGUCCUUCAGUGAUAACUUUAGACACCAGCUCUGUCCCUACCACAUCAGAAAUUUCAGGAUGAAAAGAGCCCAAAGCCACAUUAUCACCAACUUUUGUUGUUCUUAACAAAGGAUAUAACAAAACCAAUGUGCAGACUCAUUGGCUUAGUCUUUAGUUUCCAAGAGGAGAUCCAUACGUGAUGUGAUAAUUUUUGAUAGUGCAAAUGUUGGAUUUGCAAAGCUUUAAAAUAAUCAUUCUGGAAAGAGUUCUAUAUGAGGCCACUGGCAGAACUCCACCAAAUCUUUGAAGAAUAUUAGUAGUUAUCUUAGAAGAUAGAGUAGGAGGUGAAAAUUCCAAGAACACUUUAUUUUUAAACUAUCCCGUGUAACACUUGGCUCUUGGUAUUGGUGGAUUAGCACCAAGUUCUCCCCAGGGCAGAAGCCAGUCAGAGCCCCAGUUUCCAUUUGGAUCUAUAAAUUACACAGAUUCCAUUCCCCAAGCCUAGGAUCUGUUUAUCCCAUCAGACUCUACGACUGGCUGCCGUGCUAUGGCUCGGUAGAUGUGUUGAGCGCAGAUGGUCUGCUUGGGAAGCAUACCUUAGGAAACGUCCCUGGAAUGACAGCCCGGCUGCCCUGACCUGUCACCAGCAGAUACACAGGACAUGGGUGAAAUUCCCAUUUCCUCUCGUUCCUUCAUAUAGUAACUCACUCUUGUUUUAGAGUUUCAGUCUUGUACAAAAGCUUUGAAUACUGUGAAAAUGUUUUACAUUCCAUUUCAUUUGUGUUGUUUUUUUAACUGCAUUUUACCAGAUGUUUUGAUGUUAUCACUUAUGUUAAUAGUAAUUCCCAUAUGUGUUCAUUUUAUUUCCAUGCUUUUCCUGCCAUGUAUUCACUUGACUAAAAUCACUCAAUUGAUCAA